AUGGUUGCCACAAAACGAUCAGCACCUAAAGAAGAUGUUCUAAUGGAAACUAAUGAUUCACCAAUUAAAAAAAUGGAUACCAUUUUAUCAAAUUCGGCUAAAAAAACAAGAAUUAUGUUCUCAACAGAAUAUAGUCAAGCUGCAAUGGAUGAACAAGAAAGCCAACGUGUCAAAUUAAUUAGUAAAAUUCAUGAUGAAUACGAACAUCUUCGUAUACUUCCGGAAGCACUAAUCAAACAACAAAAAGAAGCAGCCAAAGCUCGUAUGAAAGCAAAGUCAACAACAAUUGAAGAGGCUAAAAAUAAUACAGACGAUGAAAAGACUCCAAUGUCUAAACUCAUUGAAUCUAUACCUGAAAAAUCUUUAAUGGCUGAUAAGAAUGAAGGAGUUGUUGCUAUUCGUGGAAAAGACCAAUUUAGAUCAGAGAUUUUUGGAGAUACAUUAGCUGGCAGUGGUUCGCUUGUUCGUAGAGCACGGGCAAAGAUCAUUCGACCUGUUUGGCAUGCGCCCUGGAAACUCAUGCGUGUCAUCAGUGGUCAUUUAGGUUGGGUUCGUGCUGUUACAGUAGAGCCAGGAAAUAAAUGGUUUGCAACAGGUGCAGGUGAUCGUACUAUUAAGAUUUGGGAUCUGGCAUCAGGUACUUUAAAACUUUCACUUACAGGUCAUAUCGCUACAGUACGUGGAUUAGAAGUCUCUCCAAGACAUCCCUACCUCUUUUCAUGUGGUGAAGAUAAAAUGGUUAAAUGUUGGGAUUUAGAACAAAAUAAGGUUAUUCGUCAUUAUCAUGGACAUUUAUCAGGUGUUUACUCUUUAAGUAUACAUCCAACAUUGGACGUUCUUGUGACAUCAGGACGAGAUGCAACAGCACGAGUUUGGGAUAUGAGAACCAAACAAGCUAUUCAUGUUUUGACAGGUCAUACAAGCACAGUCUCUGCUGUUAAAUGUCAAGAAGCAGACCCACAAGUAAUUACAGGUUCUAUGGAUAAUACGAUACGAUUAUGGGAUCUUGCUGCAGGUAAAACGAUGGGUGUCUUGACUCAUCAUAAAAAGAGUGUUCGUGCUCUUGCUAUUCAUCCUACCGAGUUUGGCUUUGUUAGUGGUAGUGCAGAUGCAGUAAAAGGAUGGAAAUGUCCUGAAGGAAUGUUUAUGCAAAAUUAUGAAAGAAAGAAAGCUAUUAUCAAUACUUUAUCUAUUAAUCAAGAUGGCGUCAUCUUUUCUGGUGGUGAUGAUGGAUCAUUAAGUUUCAAUGAUUGGAGAUCAGGUUAUAAUUUUCAAUCCAUGGAUACCACUGUUCAACCUGGUUCACUUGAUGCUGAAGCAGGCAUAUUUUGUAGUACAUUUGAUAGAACUGGAACCCGUUUAAUUACAGGUGAAGCAGAUAAGACAAUUAAAAUUUAUAAAGAAGAUGAAACUGCUAUUAAGGAUAAUGAUUUUUAUCAAUAA
This is a messenger RNA of Cokeromyces recurvatus, 1443 nucleotides long. Its product is annotated as WD40-repeat-containing domain protein. The record is from RefSeq and is a predicted model, not a curated record. Bases 1 to 1443 code for a protein of 480 amino acids. Gene Ontology annotation, molecular function: protein binding. Gene Ontology annotation, cellular component: Prp19 complex; catalytic step 2 spliceosome; precatalytic spliceosome. Gene Ontology annotation, biological process: mRNA splicing, via spliceosome. Lineage: Eukaryota; Fungi; Mucoromycota; Mucoromycetes; Mucorales; Mucoraceae. The transcript is spliced from 3 exons.